This is a messenger RNA of Drepanopeziza brunnea f. sp. 'multigermtubi' MB_m1, 1281 nucleotides long. RefSeq lists its product as uncharacterized. Gene Ontology annotation, biological process: regulation of transcription by RNA polymerase II. Gene Ontology annotation, cellular component: transcription regulator complex; PcG protein complex; chromatin. Lineage: Eukaryota; Fungi; Ascomycota; Leotiomycetes; Helotiales; Drepanopezizaceae. Gene Ontology annotation, molecular function: RNA polymerase II cis-regulatory region sequence-specific DNA binding; DNA-binding transcription factor activity, RNA polymerase II-specific. The record is from RefSeq and is a predicted model, not a curated record.
AUGGAUGUCAUGGAGCUGGUAGAAAAUGAGCAGAACGCAAGACCGUUCCAGUGUGAUUGGCAAACGUGUUCCAAAAGCUUCAAUAGAAAGUCCGAUCUCCAGAGACAUUACAGGAUACAUACCAACGAGAGGCCAUACUCGUGUAUGACCCAAGGAUGCGGGAAGAGCUUCAUUCAGAGAAGCGCCUUGACGGUUCAUGUCCGGACGCACACGGGUGAGAAGCCGCAUCAAUGUCAACACAUUGGCUGUGGGAAGCGGUUCUCGGAUUCGUCCAGUCUGGCUCGCCAUCGACGAAUUCAUACGGGCAAGCGUCCCUACAAGUGCGCUCAUGAAGGCUGCCUAAAGAGCUUCUGCCGGAAGACGACCAUGGUAAAGCACCAGCGCCGGUCCCACCAACGGGGGAUCCACUCUUCCGAGCUUGACGACGGAGACACUUCCGAUUCCGACUCCGGAGAGUCCCCUUCCACGCCGCAACAUCCAGGUUCUAUGCAUUGGCAUCAAAGUCUUCACGUGCCAGCACCUCUCCUCCACGGACAACAGAUGCAUCGAGCACACUCAUUUACCAAUUUUGGAAACCACCCACAUCAAGUUGAUGCGUAUUCGAUGCCUCAGCAGUUCCUGGCAGAUCGCCACAAUAUGUCGGGUUUGGCACCCCCCCAACAACAAUAUCACGGCCACCUUCCGGAACAAGCGCCUCAUUCCUCGAUCAUGCCUCGAGCACCGAGUCUCCCGGCCCAUUCAUCAUACUACGUCCCCGAGCAAAACAACCCGGGCGUGGCGACCUUGAACACCAACCCUGUGUCCAUGCAGAAUUACCAGAUCCCGCGCCAGGUGGACCGACAGGAAGGUCUUCAAGCCAGCCCCAGUAGCUACUCCUCGGCGUCGAGAGCGAGCCCGGAGCAGUUCUUCAGCCACCACCCGCCCCCCCAGGGUCCUCCGGGCACUACAUACACCCUCCCGAGCCCUCCCCUUGUUGAGCAGCAACCGAUGAUGCACUAUCAGCAUCAAAUGAAUCCCCAUCAGCACUUGAGUCAGAAUCACGGCCUGCCGCCGCUACCACAAGCGUCAGAGCCGUACCACCAACCUCCUCACACUCCGGCGUCAGAAGAACAAUGGUACCACAAUACGGCUGCGUACCAGCCGCCUAUCGAGGUCGUUGGUCACACUCCGGGGGGGUACCCCCAGGUGUCCCAUAUUAUAGCCUACCAGGACCCUUGGAAGGUUGAGUCGUUCGACGACCCGGCCAUGCAGAUGCCCAGCGCGCGCAUCGAAAAUCUCUAG